Nycticebus coucang (slow loris) is the source of this 2205-nucleotide messenger RNA. RefSeq names its product transmembrane protein 235 (gene TMEM235). The record is from RefSeq and is a predicted model, not a curated record. Gene Ontology annotation, cellular component: apical plasma membrane. Lineage: Eukaryota; Metazoa; Chordata; Mammalia; Primates; Lorisidae.
UAGAAAUAUGCCCAGGUUGGGCACUGCGGGAGGCUGAGCUCAGUUCAAAGCUGCAGUGAGCUCUGAUGACGCCACUGCAGGCCAUCCUGGGGGACAGAGCAAACAAGACGCAGCUCAAAACAUUAAAAAAAAAAAAAAAAAAAGGAAAGGAAAUAAAACCAGGAAGACCUGCUGCCAGCUGGUGGGGAUGCCAGGAUUUGAACCCAGCGUGCAGCACGGGGUUCUGCGACUUACAGCUCCCUCCCCGAGGGUCGAGCUGCCACCGUAGGGAGGUGGGGACGACAGGUCCACGCCAGGCAAGCCGUGGGCGAGAGUGGUCGCGCUUAGGAGAGCCUCGGGCUGCGCCUUGCGCCCACCGUCCGGCCCCAUGGCCCUGCUGGGCGCGCUGCUCAGCUUCGCGCUGCUGGCGGCCGCGGUCGCCAGUGACUACUGGUACAUCCUGGAGGUGGCGGGCGGGCGCGCAGAGCAGCUGUCCUCGCACUCGGGGCUCUGGCGCAUCUGCGAAGGGUGGAACAGUUGCAUCCCCCUGGUCGACCCCUUCACCAGUGAGAGCCUGGACGUCUCUGCCUCAGAGCAGCACCUCCUUGUCCACUCUCACCGCGCCGUCAUGGUGGUCCUGCCCCCGAGCCUGGUGCUCCUGGUGUGCGGCUGGGUCUGCGGUGGCUCCCUGGCCCAGAGCACCUCACUGCUGCUUUUCACAGGCUGCCACUUCCUGCUGUGGGGUGCCCUGACCCUGGCGGGGGUCAGUGUCUACAUGGGCUACUCCCACCUGGCCUUCGCGGAGACUGCCCGCCAGUACGGCCCACAGCACAUGCAGAACGUCCACAUCAGCUUCAGCUGGUCAGUGGCCCUGGCCUGGGGCUCCUGUGCCUCGGAGGUGCUCAGCGGCGCCCUGCUGCUCACGGCCGCCCAGGCCCUCAACCAGGGUGGCCAGCCAGACACCUCCCACUCUGUGGUCAUCUGAGUCCCCAGUGGGCUGGCAGGCAGGUGAUGGGGGGAGACCUCAGCUUCCCUAUGCAUCCCUGGGGAUCCCUGGAGUUCUGGAUUGGGGGAGUCUGGGGUGGCUGGGGUAUCCUGGGUGUUGAGGGGCUAACCGCCCCUCAGAGAUGAGAAGAGAGAGUCCAGAAAGAGGACGCAGAGGGCUGAGGGGACACGAGCUGCGUGGCAGAGCCGGGUGGCAGUCCUCGGACUCUGGGUGCUCAGCCUGUGUCCGUGCCUGCCCAUGUGCUUCCCUGGAAAGUCCCUGUGUCACCACUGCCCCCGUCGAGGGACCUGGACAGUCCAGGAAGAGAAGAGUGUGCCAUGCUGGGUGCUGAGGGCUGCCCUGCUCUCCAGGCCCCCAACAGCCCUCUUCAGUGGUUACCAUUUACUCCAUUUUACAGAGGGGGAGAGUGAGGCCCCAGUCACACAAAGCCAGGUGUCCUUGUGGCCGGGACCUCCCAGCUGCUGUUCUGUCCACUCUCCUCAGAAGGCAGGUGCUGGUGGGGAGGAGGUGAGGAGAGACUGGGGAGCCCCAGGGUGGAGCUGAGUGGGCUAGAUACGCUCACCCCCACCUGGAGGGUGAUUUUUACUGAACAUGUCCAGGCACAGGCCACCAGUACCUCUGGGCCUGGCCUUCCACUCCCCAGCACCCUGAGGAAUGGCUGCCAUGUGGCCGCCUGGUGGGACCCUGACCUGGCUGGUGUGGGAGUCUAGGAAGGCUGGGGAGGGGUGGGGGAGGCCAUGCCCUGGUGGAAGGGUGUGGGCCACUCAUCACCUGCCUCGUGGUGGCCUGGAUGAAAGAUCACCACUGGGCGAGGGCCAGACAGGGAGAAUGGGGAUAGCCAGCUCAGACCUGAGCCAUCCUGGGUCAUGGAUGCUGGGGCAGGCCUAUGUUUAUGUCAGUGGCCAGUCAGGGUGGUACAGAAGUGUCCCCAGGGGGCUGUGAAGCAUCUGGAGCCGCAGAUAGCCCCGUGUUAGGUGUGGGACUCAUCCUGAUCCUAGGACAAGUGCUGAGGGAGGUGGCAGAUUCUCUGGCCCGUUCUUCCCCCUGCACCCCUUUCGCCUCCCAUCAUUGUUUCAAAGUGACAGGAAACUCCUGGCUCAGGGGGCUGGCACUGUUUUGAUGGGACCCACUGAGGGCAGGGAUAUGGGAGGUGAGUGGGGCCUGCCCUUCCUCCUUGACUUUGAACAUGAGGGAACACUGUGCCACUUUGCCCCAAAUAA